Messenger RNA from Syngnathoides biaculeatus (alligator pipefish), 2396 nucleotides. RefSeq names its product ST3 beta-galactoside alpha-2,3-sialyltransferase 5 (gene st3gal5). The transcript has 8 exons. The coding region runs from base 208 to 1302 and encodes 364 amino acids. NCBI's taxonomy places the organism in Eukaryota, Metazoa, Chordata, Actinopteri, Syngnathiformes, Syngnathidae. The record is from RefSeq and is a predicted model, not a curated record. Gene Ontology annotation, molecular function: lactosylceramide alpha-2,3-sialyltransferase activity.
CCGUGGUUUUGCGUCAUGCCCCAAUCAACUCGCGGCCGAAUCGGCGAAGAACGAGACGUAAUGUUGCCGGACCACUAAAAUUACGUUCAAUUAUCUCAACUAGGAACAAACUCGACACGAUGCAGUAGUGGGAUCCGAUGAAAGGGCAAGAUCCGUGCUUCAUCAGAGAAAAAGAGGAGCUCCUACUAUGCUGUGAAUGCCGGGAACAUGAGGCUCCCAAAACGCUGGGUCGCACAUAGAUGUGCGAUUCUAUUUGGAGGUGUUUUCUGUGUGCUAUGUCUGGUGAUAGUUUCUGGAAUUGGGAAAGAACCACUUAAGCCUCUGGAUUGGCAUGUCAACCCUGAGUAUAAAAAGCAAGUGCACCAACAUGUUCACAAAACACUGACAGGUGAAUGUGUGCGUGGAAGCACCAGGCAGGGUCUUCUGGCUCGAUUCCCCGCCUCCAGUCACCUUACCCAGCCCUUUCUGUGGAAGAAUACACCACUUAUAGGCAGCCUCUUUGAGUAUCCACCCCCUUUUGGGUUCAGAGGUCUCAAGGGAAGAGUACCGGAUCUGCUUGAACAGCUACCAGAGGCCAAUGAAGAAACCCCGUUUAAAAAGGCUCCUAACACAUGUCACCGCUGUGUGGUCAUUGGAAAUGGGGGAAUUUUGAAAGGCCUGGAGCUGGGUCAUUUAAUUGAUCGUUUUGACACCAUUAUAAGGUUAAACAGGGGGCCCCUGGGAGAGUUCAGUGUUGACGUUGGGACUCGAACCAGCAUCAGGAUGAGUUAUCCAGAGGGUACACCCUCUCCAUGGCUUGACACAGACCCAGAAACUAUGUUUGUAGCUGUGGUCUAUAAAGGCGUAGAUGUGAGCUGGAUCUCUGCAAUGAUAAACAAGAUCGCUGUACCUCUGUGGGACUGGCUAUUCUUCUGGCAGGAUGUUCCAGAGGAAAUCCCUCUUGAACGCAACAGGCUCCAGGUCUUAAAUCCACUUGUCAUCAGGGAGACUGCAUUGGAUUUACUCAAGUUCCCUCCACCUACAACACGGCUGUGGGGAUGGGAUCAGAACGUCCCCACGCUGGGUGUCUCUGCACUGGAUUUAGCUAGUUUGCUGUGCGAUGAGGUGAGCCUCGCAGGCUUUGGCUACAAUUUGUCCCAGGAAAGGAGUCCGUUGCAUUACUAUGAUGAGCUCUCUAUGAGUGCCAUGCUUUGGCAAAAGAUGCACAAUGUGAAUGAGGAGACCCAAGUGCUUAAAAGUCUCAUCAUAGAGGGAACCAUCACUGACCUGACAGGGGGCAUUCACUGCUCCUUUUGCCUCUGAUUGCCUCCAAUUAGAUACAGCACUGCCAAAAGAUAAUAUUCCAAAACAAAAAACACUAAAAUGUGGUAUGUUGAAAAACAUGAAAUGUUUCAACAGAGCAUGUGAGAAUGUUUUUAGUGAAUCAAUGUUUUUCCCAAAGUGGUUUUCAAAAUGAAGACAAGUGCUCCUCUUUGCCAUUUCUGUUAGUUUACAGCAAAUGUUAACCAUUUGACCAAUUUUGAUGCAACCAACAUGUUUUUCUUGAUCUAAAAUAUUUUAUUCCAUUUAUGUGCUGUAGGCUAUACAUGAACACAUUCCUUUUACCAGAUCUCCUUGUAGCUGUCUAUAUUUCAUCAGUGCAGUUGUCAUUAGACAUGUUAUUCUACUUCAUUUUAAAUUGUAUUGCAGUAUUUGUCUUUGUAGACUGGUAUUUAAUUUUAAGAAAUAUAUUUGAAUAGUAGCUGUUAAUGACCAAACCAAACAUUACUCUGCACAUUUUUGUAGAAAAAUGCUUUGACAAAGUGUUAUUGGAAAUGGAUAGAGCUUCAACACAUAUGUUGAUGUAUAGCUACUGAAAAAUGGAAUUUCCCUUUGCCCAAGAGUCCAUUUUUGAUAACUGGGAACCUGAAAUUUGAAAAAAUUCUUUCGGCUGCAUGUACAGUAUAUUUUUAGACAGAACUAGGACAUCACUACAACUUGUGCGUCACUUGUUUAAUAUUAUUUGUUCGUGUCUUUUUCUGGUCCGUCAGUCAACACAUUUACUGUACCUUCCAAAAAGCUUUCAGAAUAUUGUAGAUUGUGUGAGAAAGCUAAUUAAGCAAUGGAAGAAUAUUAAUUCCUGAAUGUCCUCUGUCUUUAAUUUUGUUUUUAGGGUACUUUGCUCCAUGACUAUUUAUAAUCUUCAGGGAAAUGGUUGCUGUUUGUGCUUAUGAAAUCAAAGCUACAGUAAUGGUAGUCUUGUUCUGUUUACAUAUGAAAAUGUCCUUGUUCUCAUAAGUAGAAAUGAAUAGUAUCGAUGAAUCUACUUCUAUGCACUGAGUUACAAUGUGUUGAAGAUGCGUCUGAGUAUGAACUUUUACCUAAAUAAAGUUUUCUUAAGAUUGGAAUGAAUGUCA